Paramecium primaurelia is the source of this 1496-nucleotide messenger RNA. The record is from the annotation of a GenBank genome assembly. Lineage: Eukaryota; Ciliophora; Oligohymenophorea; Peniculida; Parameciidae.
AUGAGUAUUCGGCAAAGUCUCAUUCAACAAUUUAUGCACACCCUACCUAGUUAGAACCCUUAAUAGACUAUAACUUUAUUGGCUCUUAUAGGAAUUGAAAGUGUUCUUUAAGAUAACGACAAUAAAUUAGUCAGAGAAGAAAUUACCUAAAUCAGACGACAAAUAGAGAAUAUUUAAACUAAAGAAGAAGAACACACAUUAAGAGGAGUAAAAUCAAAGGAAAGAGCUCUAACUCCUAAGAUUACAGAAUCUUCAGCUCCAACUCCAUUAAGCAACCAAAGAAAUACUGUGUCUAGACACCAUUUAGAUGAUCAGGCGAUGAGGAUGGCACUUAGUUAAUAAUAUGAGGAAACAGAAUAAUUUAGAUCCCCUAAAUCAGAAAUCUCUAAUAUGAGAACACCUAAAUAAUCUAUUCAAUAUUUUAUUGAGAUGAAGAGUUAGAAAUCGAAAAGGGGACCAGAAAAUAAAUUAAAGGAAUUGCAAAAUAAUUUAACUAGAGAAUUAAUAGCAGAUUAUUAGGGUGUUUUGGAGGAUAUCAAACAAAACCCAACAAAAUAUCUGGAUACUCCAGAAACAAGCCUUUAGGAAUAAUAAAUAAAGGACUAUAUAAAGAUGCAAUAGUAGGUACAAUUAUAGUAGCAAAAAUUAGAAAUUGAAAAAUAACAGCAAUAAAUAAAAUAACAAUCUUAAGACUAUAAUUAAUCUUAAAAAGAUCUACUAAAUUUGAGAAGGAGAAUUGAAACAUAGCCUGAUUAAAAAUUAGAAAAAUCUUGGCAAAUUUAGGAGAAAAAGACUAAUUAGGGUAUGAUAAAUUAUAAGUCAGAACAAAAUUAAAUCUAAACUUAAAUGGCAACAAAGAAAGUUUAAUCCACACCAUAAUAAAAAGAAAGAAAAUCUCCAAAUAGAUAUGAAUAUUAAUAAUAAUAACAAUAAUAAUAAUAAUAAUAAUAACAAUAAUAAUAGUAAUAAUAGUAAUAACAAUAAUAGUAAUAGUAGUAAUAAUAAUAAUAAUAAUAAUAAUAGUAAUAACAAUAACAAUAAUCAGGUUUAUAAACAGAUAACACAUUUUCAUUCUUCUAAAGAUAAAAGACUUAAGGAAAUCAAAUCAAUACUCAAUAAUCUAUUAAUUAUGAAAAACAUAGUGGAGGUUUGAAGUAGAUGGCAGAUAAGUUGAUAAAUUCUCCAAUUAUUUAAUAAGUUUCUUUGAAGUCAGCUGAAAAUGUUUCAUCUCCAGGGAAAGAAGUUUAAGUUUCAUAGUUUGAAGAAUAAGGUACAAUUAAGAGUUAUAUUUAGAUUCAAUGAGUUCAAAUUCAAGUGCAUUUUCGCUAUUCUAACCUAACGAGGAAUUGAAAUCAUUUUUUAGGAAAGAAUUAAUAAAGGAAGAGAAUGAUGAAAGUAAGUACUAUAAUUAAAUAGAUCACGAUCCGAAUUGCGUAAAAUACUCUAAUAUAUUUUUGAAAGGGAGAAUGGGAGGAUCAAAAGUGUUUUGAAUUAAU